Durio zibethinus is the source of this 800-nucleotide messenger RNA. RefSeq names its product mitochondrial pyruvate carrier 1-like. Gene Ontology annotation, cellular component: mitochondrial inner membrane. The record is from RefSeq and is a predicted model, not a curated record. Gene Ontology annotation, biological process: pyruvate import into mitochondria. Lineage: Eukaryota; Viridiplantae; Streptophyta; Magnoliopsida; Malvales; Malvaceae.
AUUUGAAUUUUAAAUUCAUUAGAUUUUAUAUUGUGAUUGUAUGAACUAAUUGAACUAAUUUUUGAAUUCAAAAAAUGUCAUUUUCAAAGUAACCAAAAGAGUUAGGAUAACCUCAAGGAACGUAAGCUUACGACAGUCGGAUGGAUGGGAAGAAAGUAUUGAUUGCUUUGAUUAAAAUAUGAAGAGCAAGUAGUAUGAUUGAUAUUCUUUGAUUAAAAUAUAAAUGCGUGCUUGCUUGUUAGAUAGUUCUUUGACCUAAUGAAUCAUUCUCCACAUUCUAUGGAGACAUUUCUCGUGACUUUUGCAAACUCUGAUACUUCUGCAACUGAUGGCAAAUAGAUUUUGACCUAUACAAGUUUGAGUUCAUCAACUGCUGCAGUACUGUAGGGUUUACAAUUUGCAGAAGCUGGAAUGGAAAUGUUAAGAGCUUUUUGGAACAGUCCCAUUGGUCCCAAAACAACUCAUUUCUGGGGCCCUCUUUUCAACUGGAGCAUCCCUAUUGCAGCAUUAGUAGACACAAAGAAACCCCCAGAAAUGAUAUCUGGCAACAUGACAGCAGUUAUGUGCGGUUACUCUGCAUUGUUCAUGAGGUUUGCAUGGAUGGUACAGCCACGCAACCUCCAUCUUCUUGUAUGUCAUGCCUCAAAUGAGACUGUGCAGCUGUAUCAGCUCUCGCGGUGGAUCAAGGCUCAAGAGUAUUUCCAGAAGAAAGAGGAAGCUAAGGCACAAAACAGCAAAGAUUACUAGCAUAUAAUGAACUGAUGAUCAUACAGCUUCAUCUACAAUAAAACUCUAUUGUA